UGGGCGACGGACUGAAAAUGCAACUCCAGUCCAAAACCACACACAUGCAGGAAAUGCGUGGAGGAGGCAGGCAAGUGCACAUAUAACUACAGUAGGUGUGGAUGGAUUUCAUCUAGUAAGACUCCUCCAUGCAGUUGUGAAACCUUUCCGUGACUCUUUUUUUUUCUAAACUACAAAACAGGCGUCUUACAACAUUGCUACAGAGAGAGAGAGAGAGUCCAGUAAAACUUGCUUUACUCAUGACAACUUCAGCACAAGUUUAUGUUUUGCUACGCCACCUUGUGUCAAAGCCUCGAACUCCAUGAUGUUAUUGUAAGGAACCAACAUCAAGCGGAACCAAUUAGAGCGCCACUGUUUCAGGAGGAACGCGAGCGCUGACGGACCCGGAAGUCAUUUUACCGGUGAAGGAGGUUUGACCGAUAACAUGUAGCUGAAUGUGAAAUUAUGCGAUUCUUGUUUUGACUCCCAAUUCUUAACUGAAGCAGAUUUUACUCCAAACAACACAACAGAGCAUGUUUUAAUUUAACAUGGCAACGGCUGGCAGGUUUCUCUUCCAAAUCCAUCACACUGGAUGCAUCGCGUCAUUCACGAUAAUCCCUGCAGUUACACGACUGGACCCACGGCUCUGCUAUGGUCGUGUGCCAAGGUGGUUCCAUUGCAGUUCAGCGUUUUGCAAGAGCAAACUAGACAGUACAAAUCUUCAGGAAAUAAUCGAGCAUGAGACGGAGAAAAAGACCAAAUCUUUGGUCACACAUGAUGAGCUGUUUGAGCGAGCAGCCAGAGAUGCAAAGAGCAAAGCUAAUUUCAAUCGGGUGCUGGACACCUUCAACAAGAGGGACAUCCGCCGGCGUGGGCAUGUGGAGUUUAUUUACGCUGCUCUGAAGAAAAUGCCUGAAUUCAGCGUGGAGCAAGACAUCACAGUCUACAACAAGCUCUUGGAUGUGUUUCCCAAAGAGGUGUUUGUACCACGGAACUUUAUUCAGAGGAUGUUCAACCACUACCCCAGGCAACAGGAGUGUGGCGUACAGGUGCUGGAGCAGAUGGAAAAUUACGGAGUUAUGCCUAACGUGGAAACUAAAGUCCUCCUGGUUCAGAUCUUUGGAGAGAAGAGCCACCCGAUGAGGAAGUACCAGCGUAUCAUGUAUUGGUUUCCCAAAUUCAAGAAUCAGAAUCCAUUCCCAGUGCCUCACGAGCUCCCACAAGACCCAGUGGACCUUGCCCGCUUCAGCCUCAUCCGUAUCGCUAAUGACCUGGAUGCUAAAAUUACAGUUUAUCAGUUUCCUUCAACACACAUCACAGAGGCAGGAGAGGAGAUCUCACACCCACAUAUCAUUGGUAUCCAGAGUCCAGAGCAGUGCACUCUGCUUUCCAAGCACAACCCAAACAGACCUGUGUUUGUGGAAGGCCCCUUUCCUCUGUGGCUCAGGAAGACCUGUGUACAUUAUUACCUUCUCAGAGCCGACCCUAUCCCCCCUGAGGAGCAGAUCGAAGAGGAGCUCGAUCCUGAGUUGAUUGGUCCAGAACAGAGCUUGUUCUAUCCCCAGCGUAUUGACCUGGACCUUAAUAGGGACUUGGGAGACGAUGACAGCUUUGAUGUGGAUGAUGUGGUGGAAGGGGCGGUCUAUGCCAUGUGCAUGACAGGGCAAGGUGAUCAAGCUACACUAGCACAGUGGAUCAGUGGGCUGCAGGAGAACAACCCAGUCUUGGGGCAGGUUCCCACUGUGUUUCGUCUGGAUUCUGGAUUCAGAGAACUGCAGAAAGUUGAAGAUAUUCGCCAUGAUUCCGGACAAAAUCAACACCCAGGCUCUGAAGAGGAGCACACCAUCGAGGAGGAAGUAUUGCACUCGCAGGGUAUGAAGCAGUGACUGGGCAGCAGUCAGCAGAGUGUUUUUUUUCUCGGAAAUUAGUCAUGGCCUUGGACUCUAGUUUGUAUCUUGAGUAACUAAACACUGAUAACCUUAUUCGUUAAAUAAACUAAGAUUAUUUGGCUCAAACAAGAUGCUUUAUGUUAGCGCUCAGUUCAGAUAUGACUCAUUUUGUGAUUCAGUUCUCAGAGAGCUGAGCAGGUUUGACUAAGAUGGACUACAAAGUUUAAAAGUAUAUUUAAUUUAGACUGGUAUGAAGAUAACCUCAUGAGACAGGUGCCCUGUUGAAGGCACUUUUAAUAACAAGCAGUCAUAGCACGCCUAUUUUGUCGUCAGGUUUGAAAUGGACUGAUCAUGUUGCCUGUAAUUGCAUACUGUUUGUGUAGGUUUGUUAAAGCUGUCAGUGCAAUAAAUAAGUUUUCUCUUUUUA
Messenger RNA from Neoarius graeffei (lesser salmon catfish), 2295 nucleotides. RefSeq names its product ECSIT signaling integrator (gene ecsit). The record is from RefSeq and is a predicted model, not a curated record. The transcript is spliced from 8 exons. Lineage: Eukaryota; Metazoa; Chordata; Actinopteri; Siluriformes; Ariidae. The coding region runs from base 528 to 1865 and encodes 445 amino acids. Gene Ontology annotation, cellular component: mitochondrion.